UGCUUAUCUGCUCCCUCUCUGAUCAGGUCGCGCUGUGGAGCUAACAAUGGGCCCUGAGCGAGUCUUCCCUAACCAGAGUGAGGAACUUAGUGAUGCCCAGGAGCCAACAGGGGGAUGGAGCGAUGGGGAGGAAGAGGAGGAGGAAGAUGGAGAGAUACAGAGCGGGUACCAGUACCAACCACUAAACCAGGACCCAGAGGAAGGGGCACAGGGGGAUAUCCAGGAGCGGCUGCAGGCAAUGAGGCUUCACCUCCCUGACCCCCCUGCAGACAGCGAUGAUGACGGUGAGGAGGAGAGCGACGCAGCUCACAGAUCCAUCCUCAUGGACGCAGGAUGGCAAGAAGGUAAAGAAGACUUCUUCAUAGCUGUGGGACUGUUCAUGCUGUCGCUCAGCACCAAGGUAUGUGCAGCUCUUAUUUUCUGGGACAGCACUAACUCAGAAAUUGCUGCAAACUUUAUUUCUAUGACUCCCUAAUUUUACCCCAGGGCC
Molecule: messenger RNA, 490 nt
Organism: Bombina bombina (fire-bellied toad)
Lineage: Eukaryota; Metazoa; Chordata; Amphibia; Anura; Bombinatoridae
Gene: MEA1
Product: male-enhanced antigen 1
Exons: 3
Coding region: 47-475 (142 amino acids)
Biological process (GO): spermatogenesis
Source: RefSeq, a predicted model, not a curated record